Messenger RNA from Mangifera indica (mango), 2049 nucleotides. RefSeq lists its product as uncharacterized. Bases 144 to 1742 code for a protein of 532 amino acids. Gene Ontology annotation, biological process: retrograde transport, endosome to Golgi. NCBI's taxonomy places the organism in Eukaryota, Viridiplantae, Streptophyta, Magnoliopsida, Sapindales, Anacardiaceae. The transcript has 13 exons. Gene Ontology annotation, cellular component: Golgi membrane; Ric1-Rgp1 guanyl-nucleotide exchange factor complex. The record is from RefSeq and is a predicted model, not a curated record.
ACACGUGGAAGUUACAGUAGUUUUUCCUAAACCAAACAGUAAAGCAGAAGAAGAAGCUCCUUCAACUCCAAUUCACUCGAUUCAUCAUUUCUUUUACACAAUCGUUCCUCUGAUGAACAAUAUAGCGUUUGGCUGGUGAACCAAUGUUGGCCGCCGGGUUUUCUCUGUUCGGCGGUGGUGGCGGCGGUGGCGGAUCCUACAAGGCGGUUGAUAAUUCCAGAGAGGGUGAAGUCCUGCCGAGGCUAAAACUAGAAACAGACAAAGAUGUGUACAGGCCUGGUGACUCCCUUUACAUUACGAUCGAGAUCUGCAAUCCUCUUUGUGACGAUGCUUCUCUGUCUUCGUUAUUGAUUGAAGGCCUUGCAUUUGAAAUCAAAGGGAUUGAGAAGUUGGAUUCUCAGUGGUUCGCUACCCAGAAGCCACUUCCCGGAUCCAAACAGAGAAGAGGUGAACAUGUUUUCUUGGACAGUUCAGCUCCUAAAUUGAUUUCAAAUCAGAUUGUGUCCUCUGGUGCCACAAAAUCAUAUGUUGUUCGAACUGAGUUGCCUAGCAUCAUACCACCAUCUUACCGAGGUACCACCAUUCGUUACAUAUACUAUGUUAAGAGUUCGCUCUCCGGACGGUGGCUGAUAAUGGAUAAAGGGAACACCUACAGAGAGUCAGAAAAAGAUAUUACUCAAGUGGAAGCUCGUAUACCGUUGCAUAUUUGGGUCACUCAGCAAAGCAAUGGCUUGCUAAUGGAAGAAGGUCAACAUGAAGGGAUUGUUCCUAUUACAACUAUCCAAAUGGAUUUAUAUUGGAAAGAGAUGGUUGGAGACUCUGAAUGGGCUAAAGCAAAUGAGAUAUAUGAUGGAGUUGAGGAAGGAUAUGCAAGCUCCAGGGAUGAGAUCUCAUCUGUUUCUUCCUACAACCCUGGUAAAGAAAGUAUGCUUAAAACUUUUGGAAGUUCAUUGUCCUUGCAAUCAUCUACUGCAAGAUCCUUGACCAAGGAUAUUCUAAAUCUGGAUGGAGAAUGCCCAAGCUUAUCUUCAAAUGCAGCACCUCCUCGACUGUCAGCAGCUGAGGUGUUGUAUGAUUCUAGUCCAGAUAUCAUGACAUCAAGUGAGCAACAGAAGCUUACGGAACCCCUAUCUGCUGACGAUAUCUCAGGAUUAUCACCUUCACCUCGAUUAGGAGCCAUUGAACCUGCCGCAUCAGAAGGCUUUAUUCGAGGAAGGUCUUACAACAUCAGGAUGGAUGACCAAGUUCUUCUAAGAUUUUCUCCAAAGAACUCUGACUCAACUUAUUACUUCAGUGAUAUGAUAGGUGGAACUCUGACUUUCUUUCAUGAGGAAGGAGCUAGAAGAUGCCUUGAGGUUUCAAUAACAUUGGAAACUUCCGAGACUGUGAGCCGGCGUUUUGUUCAUCCUUCUCGAAGAAAUUCACCAACAAUUACAAAAAUCCAGAGUGAUCACCAUGAGGUUGUUGCAGACUUGGUGCAGACAAGCUUUCUUUUCUCUAUUCCCAUGGAUGGGCCCAUGUCCUUUUGCACACCUCAUGUCUCUGUGCAGUGGGUUCUACGAUUUGAAUUUGUUACCACCCCGAAGCAUGUAAACUGGUCCAGAUAUGAACAUCCUCUUCUUAUAGAAGGUAGAGACAAAAGCGAGUGGACUCUUCCAAUAACGGUGCAUGCACCUCCCCCUGGUGCUGCAGCUGCUUACAAGAAGCCUUUCUCUUUGGAACCUUUGUGGGUUCGCAGUUGAAGAUGUUUUGGAGCAAGCUGCAAGGGAGAAACAGAGGGAAGAAUUGUGCUUGUGCUAUUUCUGACAUAUAUUGUACAUCCGAACUAUACGAUGAGGAACUAUAAGGAGCAUAGCAAUCUCGGGUUUAUGUAAGUGAGAUGCAUAACACACAGUGCUCUUUUGGUCAGAAAAUGCACCUAAUGGCAUGUUUGAAUGUGCUUGUCAGGAUUGGUGGACUUGCUAGUAUCUCAUAUUGUGCCUUUAUAGUUGUAAAAUAUGACCUAUUGAAUUUCAAGUUAUGAGUCUAUAUUAAAAUUUUUUAAUUUUA